GACAUAAAAGGUUUCCAAGUGGGUUAAAGGCAAUACCAUAGUGAAGAAUGCAACCCUUUGUCGACCGAGCUGAUUUGAACAAGACCACUUUCACCGCGCGAAUUUAUUAUUCGAAUCAUCCGAUCUGCUCCUGAUUGGCUGUCUUUGAAUACUAUCCAUGACCCAAUCAUCAAAAGCUUUAAUUGAUGUUUAGAGCCUUAGCUGAAGAAACGAUCAAGGCGUCUUGGGUGAGGUAGAAUAGGAGAUCUACCGUUAGGAACACCGCAUCAAGCACAGAAAUGGAAGGCACAAAGGGAAAAACCAAGAACGAUUCUUCAGUGCCUCUUUCGUCUAAAGCUUCAGCAUUCUCCAUAGCAUCAUUGAUGUCUUCUAACGGUGGCGAAGGGUCAGACGCAGAAGAAACUCAAAAUGAAUGCUCAAACCCAGAAGAGGAAGAACUCGAAGAGUUUUCUUCGGCUUCUUCGCCCAAGAGAUUUAAGCCAUCGCAGCCCGGACAAGAAUCUUAUGGACCAGAAGAAAGCGAAAGUCAGACAUCAGACUGUUUAGGGAAGUUUAAAAUGUCUUCCUCGCCUGAGGAACUCAAGGACGUAAAGAUUUCCCUUGAGGGUAGAGAGUUGUGGGAAAGGUUCAAUGAAUUAGGCACAGAGAUGAUCAUAACCAAAUCCGGCAGACGAAUGUUCCCGACUUUACGAGUAUCAGUAAGCGGUGUCCAACCUAAAGCUAACUAUCUGGUGCUCAUGGACAUCGUGCCUGUUGAUGACAAGAGAUACCGAUAYGCCUAUCACCGAUCCACGUGGUUAGUAGCAGGCAARGCAGACCCCCCUGCCCAGGUUCGUCUUUACAUGCAUCCUGACUCACCCUUUACGGGGGAACAGCUUCAAAAACAAAUCGUUUCCUUCGAGAAAGUCAAGCUCACCAAUAACAACACAGAUCACAAUGGACAUUUGGUUUUGAACUCAAUGCACAAGUACGUUCCUCGCGUUCACAUCAUAAAGAAACGASAUCACACCGCGUCAGUCAUCAACCUCAACUCAGAAGAAAUGAAAACCUUCACUUUUGCGCAGACGACAUUCUUAGCUGUAACUGCUUACCAAAAUCAACUUAUUACAAGAUUAAAAAUCGAUAGUAACCCUUUUGCGAAAGGAUUUAGGGAUACACUACGAAUAUUACCGAUACAAAGGCAUCCUUAUAGCCUUCAGCCUGUCUUACGUAGCCCGGUAUACGUACCAAUAGCUUCACCAACAUUUAUAUCAUCACACAGCUCCCUACAUAACAAUAUACCAAACUGUUCAAAGGGAGAGUCUGAAAGAUCAUCUUGUCCAGCUUGCAAUACUGGCUCGAUAAUACAUGACGGUUCUCUCUUUCCUGCUUCAUCUACUUCGUCGAUAGGAGUGACACCCUGUUCUCAGCAUAGCCUUAUACAGUAUUCAUAUCCUACUAAUCUUCCCUAUAGUCAACAAUUCCGCAAACCUCAUUCACCACUCUCUCCACAGUUCUGCUCGCAAAUGCCUCACUGAUGAUGAGUCCAUCUGGAUCAUUAAAGGAUUUGUUUUGUAAAAUUUGGACCUUUCACUGUCAACAGACUAAGAGUAAUGCGUCGGGAGUUUUAGACCUGUACCUUGGAUUGUGACACCGUAGAUAAGGAAUAGACUAGGACGUCUUCUGCUAAUUUGCGCUCUCGUCACUCACCUUGUUCUGCACUGAAAGGAUUCACCUCGAUCCAAGAAAGGUCUUACAAAGUCCUUUCAUUUCCCCGUUAUAUCAAAAGAACAAAAUCUGGAAAACAAACCUUGCUCAGUGCGACACUCAUAAAUCGCCUCCUUCUGCACGCAAAGGAUUCACCUCCAACAAAGGCCCCGCAGUUAAAGUCCUUUCAUUUUGGUCGUAUCAAAAGAAACAAGAUCUGGAAAACAAACCUUGCACAAUGCGUCACUCUCACAUUAAACUCAAUCACUUUAUUCUGCACUGAUAUAAUUUUUGAGUAUUUGACGAACUGAACUGCUGAGUUCAUUAUACUCUUGCGCACGGACACCAAGACAAAACCUGCCCACUUACAUUACUGUUCCUCUUUUCAAUAUGGAGGAAGGUUCGUUGGAAAAUUGUCCUCUCCUUCUCCGUACUUUUCACGGCGAACACCAAAAUACUGAUGAUAAUAAGUCCAUCCAUCUUAAUAAAAAAGAGACAUCUUAACACAGGUUCUGGAAAAGGUCCCACGCGGGCUCAAUUUGUUAGAGAUUUGAAGGCGUCAACACAACUGCAGGCAGCCUAUCCGUUCUGUAGCAGUCAAUUUUAUUGAAAGGCUUAAAAAAGCGUCAUAAUUUAUUUCUAUAUAUUGUAAAUAGAGAAUUUUUUUUUAUAAAAAAGUAUAAUUAAUAUAUGUGUAAAUUAAAAACCAUGCCUCGAUCA
Actinia tenebrosa (Australian red waratah sea anemone) is the source of this 2406-nucleotide messenger RNA. Its product is annotated as T-box transcription factor TBX20. Lineage: Eukaryota; Metazoa; Cnidaria; Anthozoa; Actiniaria; Actiniidae. Gene Ontology annotation, molecular function: DNA-binding transcription factor activity, RNA polymerase II-specific; RNA polymerase II cis-regulatory region sequence-specific DNA binding. The record is from RefSeq and is a predicted model, not a curated record. Gene Ontology annotation, cellular component: chromatin; nucleus. Gene Ontology annotation, biological process: positive regulation of DNA-templated transcription; regulation of transcription by RNA polymerase II; cell fate specification.